Suillus subalutaceus is the source of this 1110-nucleotide messenger RNA. RefSeq lists its product as uncharacterized. The coding region runs from base 1 to 1110 and encodes 369 amino acids. NCBI's taxonomy places the organism in Eukaryota, Fungi, Basidiomycota, Agaricomycetes, Boletales, Suillaceae. The record is from RefSeq and is a predicted model, not a curated record. The transcript has 3 exons.
AUGGAAACUGUUGAUGUUGAACUCAUGUCACAAAGGAACCAUCUCUAUGAACGUGCAGCAUCAUCGUUCGUAGGCGACAAUAGUCCAUACGCAGCUUUCUCCUGGCAGUCGAGCGCUGGCACGCCCGAUCGAACCUUGAAUAAUUCCCCCUGCAGCAGCAACACGACAUUGGUCGACAACGAAACUCACGGGCUCGAGUAUGACCAACUUAGUCAGGCAUCGGUUCAGGAAACUGUGCCAGGCGUCCACUCGUGUCGCAUUCUGGCGGCCCAAUCCAUAAAAUCCGAGCUUAACCCGAACGCCACAACAUUUAUUCCUGACCGCUUUGUAGAGUACGGCUACUUUCCUCCCCCCAUUCACGCACCGGAGGCAUGGUUGCAUAUCCUUGACAUUGGCAUGCUGGCAUCCAAUCCCACUUUGCCACCUCUCCUGGUACGGUUGGGUCCAUGGUCAAUCGAUACACUACGCGAUCUUGCUCAACUUUUCUGCUGGGAAAUUUUAGCCAAAGCGAAUAUAGUGGAUUUUGGACCGGAGGCGGCGCUCUUUGCGCGAGACGUGCGUGAUACAUUGACGACCCAUCACUCCGAGUGGCACUCUAGCUGCUUCGUGUCCCACCUGCAAAAGUACGCCUUAGAUCACUUCAAAUCAUUAUGGUGUUCUCUCGAUAAUCCGGAUGCUAUUUCCCAACGGAACAAACUCGAAACCAAACAUUGGAAUGUCGCGUUAGAUUUCUCUUGUUUCAUAGCGGACAUGUUCUCGUUUGGCCUCAUCGAAAUACCAAUCAUGCACGAGUGUCUGGGGAUUCUGUUACACGAGAUGGUUGGCGUGCAACACGUACGCGCCGUCCAAGCCAUGGUUAAACGCGCCGGACCGACGUUAUGGCAAUCAGCCGAUAGUCAUGAACGCCGCCAGGAAUUCACCACGCAGUUCGUGGAGCGCACCACAUUACUUCCGGAUAAUGCAAGCCUGACUGGACGAGAAGAAAGCAUCCGUAAGGUGAUAAAGGCUGAUAAUAUCAUCUCGCUGAUCAGUGGAUGGCAAGCGCGGCGGUCAGAGUGCCCUCCGCCUGCGGUGAAAUCUAUUUGGGGACUAUCUGGCCUUAAUAUGUAG